AUGUCUUCGCUAUCGGAUUUCGACUCGGCUUAUAUGAUGGCCUCUCUGGGCUUCCGCAGGUGCAUCCUCAGACGUCCUGUCAACCAAAAGACCGUUCUCUGGGCUAUCCGCGCAUCCGAAUCUAUCCUUAAGCAUGACAUUUCCCCUUCCAUGCGACAAGCCAUAAGUGAGGUUGCCUCCCAUGCUCAAAAAUGGAUGGAGACCGGUGAUGCCUCGCCGGCGGAACACAGCACCAUAUCCAACUUCAUAACCCAGGUUGACACCUAUUUCACGAUAUGCCAUCCGGAAAUCCACAUGAUUGAAAAGGUCUCGCGCAUUGCACGGAAGGCUGCGCAGCUUACGGACAAAAACCCCAGCCUCUCCCAUCUUUAUUCUAUGUUGUUUGAAUAUAUGGAUGUGAUGGUGCCUAUUUCAAGAAUCCUAAAAUGCACAGAAUGCUUCGGUCCAGACGCAUAUAGCGCUAGCCUGCCAAUAAAGGAUGAUAGUAUGUUUUGGAUAAGAGUCAAGCAGGGACUGUUAUUCAACGAGAGCACCAGACAAUGGCUUCCCUUAAACUACAUUCCGCUGGGCAACCAUCAGAUAUCCGAUGAACCAACAAUCAAGGAUUGUCGUCGCAUCAGGGCAUGGCUUCUCCGAGCAUGCUAUAUUGUGGGCUGGGACAUUAAGGAUAUAGAGUGGCAGAUAAUCAACUACUCUACUUUCCUUGAAACCCCUUGCGGCCCCAGGAUGCUCUUUCGCACCGGUAGAUGGUCUCAUCUUGCAAUGCACACUGUGCGAACACGGAAACACCUUUCGUUGCUCAAUUAUACCUCUGGGUCGUUCCAAGGAUUUGUAGAGAUUGGCCCCUACGCAAGUCGGAUCAUUGACUUGGUAGAGAAGAAGUGGUUCAGUUCAUUGAGUGAUACGGGGGAAUGCGAGUUCAGCGAUGCUGUACUGUCUAUGGAUACAGCCUGGCAGAAGGAAGAUAAAUCCACCACCGCUAUGUGCAAGAAUUUUCGACAGAUGCAACUGUUUGACCAUUCCCAACUGAUCAUUACCGAACCGCUCAUGCGCUCAUGCCCUUUUGGAUAUGGCACCAAGAACGAGUCUCUCAGAAAGCUAAUAAAAGAUGACGAGUCUGAUGAAGACGAAGCCAUGCUUAAUUAA
Nannizzia gypsea CBS 118893 is the source of this 1146-nucleotide messenger RNA. RefSeq lists its product as hypothetical. The coding region runs from base 1 to 1146 and encodes 381 amino acids. The record is from RefSeq and is a predicted model, not a curated record. The transcript has a single exon. NCBI's taxonomy places the organism in Eukaryota, Fungi, Ascomycota, Eurotiomycetes, Onygenales, Arthrodermataceae.